AUGAAUAGUCGAAUGAAUCGUCUACGACGAUCAAUAUCUCGAUCUGUUCAUCAGUUAGGAAAUUUGUCAAGACAAGGAAGUCUAAGUGGCUUAGUACAGUUACCAACAUCUUCUACGCCAGCUACACUGAGUGAUCGUUUCGCGAGUCCGAGUAAUUUUGGUCAGCUAGAUGACACUAUCAAGAAGAACAAUGAAUCUUUAAAAGAAAUCGUUUCUAUAUUAGAAGAAAAAGCAAAUUUGGAUUUUCAUUAUUCCAAAGCUUUGAAAAAGCUGUCAGCUCGAUUGCACAAGAUAACUCAUGGAGCGAAAUCGGAAAUCGACCAUGGAUGGACAACGGUUGCUGAACAGUUUGAUGUUCAUGCUACUAUUCAUAACAAUCUGGGUUCAGCUAUGACUGACGAUGUUAUUCAGCCGUUACGAUCAGUUCAGCAAGGCCAUCAAAGAACUAUUCGGGCUGCCGAGAUGUUUGUUGAGAAAGAAACUCAUAAAUUGAAGAAUAAGAAAGAGGAUACUAAUAGAAUAAAAAAGAAUUUAUAUGAAGCUGCAAGACAAUUAGAGAAAGUAGAAUAUGCCGCUGAACAAGACUCAAUAACUUCUAAUAAGAUUCCAACUCGUCGUCAAAAGUUACAUGAUCAAGUUGUUAAUCUAGAAGAUGUUUAUAUUUCUGAUACUAUCGAUAUGGAGAAACAAAGAAGAGUUACGGAAAACGUUCUGAGAAAAGGAGUAGAAAGCUUAGAACUUGUCGAGAGACAACGCCUUGUGCAUUGUCAAGCUGCACUAGGACGCUAUCAAAAGAAAAUCGAGCAACUAGCACCCAAUCUUCAACAGAUGUUUGAGAGGUUCAGCAAUAACCUUGAUCUGGCUGUCUCGGCUCAAGCUUCGGAUUACAUUGAAAUGCUACAGCCUACCACUGUCGCUGUUAAUCAAGUUGUCUUAGCGGAUUUAUAUGUGAGUUUGCAUGUUUGA
Messenger RNA from Auanema sp. JU1783, 966 nucleotides. The record is from the annotation of a GenBank genome assembly. Lineage: Eukaryota; Metazoa; Nematoda; Chromadorea; Rhabditida; Rhabditidae.